Epinephelus lanceolatus (giant grouper) is the source of this 6355-nucleotide messenger RNA. RefSeq names its product seizure related 6 homolog b (gene sez6b). NCBI's taxonomy places the organism in Eukaryota, Metazoa, Chordata, Actinopteri, Perciformes, Serranidae. The record is from RefSeq and is a predicted model, not a curated record. Gene Ontology annotation, cellular component: neuronal cell body; dendritic shaft; dendritic spine. Gene Ontology annotation, biological process: synapse maturation; regulation of dendrite development; regulation of protein kinase C signaling.
CUGUUUGUGGUGCUGAAUGCACGGCGGCGGCGGCGCUGCCCUGAAGAGGAGGCUCCCAGCACAAAGCUCAGAGCGGGGCAGCGGCAGCGGCGGCGGCAGCAGCUCUACAGUCGAAAGGCUUCACUCACUGGAGUCAGUGCACUCAGUAGUCUGUGGCCGUGGCGGCGGACCGAAACUCAAAGCCCAUCGUCUUUGUCAAUGAGUAAAUUCUGACAGCAAAGCCGGGCUGAAGUCACCGAGAGGAGCGCUUCGUAUGUGUAGUCGGUGUUCGGCGGAGCUCUCAGUGUUUCAGUCCGCCACAGGAAAAGUGUUGAUCCCAAGGACGUUCACUACUAAAAGCUUGAGAAGCGCAAAACGGAGGAAAAACGUGAUGAACGCGAUCAGAGAUUAUUAUCCUCUCCUGCUUGUUUUUGUGGCGGCGGUGACGGACGUGGACGCAAAAGCCUCUGCUUCUGAGGAUGGUCUUUCUAUCACCCCAGGGGGCCCUCCAGAGAACGGUGCCAGCCUGUACCCCACCACCCAGGACACGGGCAGGAGGCUCCCCGUGGUCACCACAGCUCCACCUGUCAAUGUCCCAAACCACUACCCGCUCUACAGGAAUCCUCCCCAACACCAGGUCCCGUUCAGCCCUCAUGGUCAGCAGAGCUACUUUGAAGACAGCAGGUUAUCCAGCUCUCAGCCCACCCGCUCUACCCUGCCAUCCCGGACUCCACUGGAUAGUGAUGAUAAAAGGUCUUCAUAUGAGAGUGCUGAAAGCUCCAACAUGCAAACAACGCUUGUAAUGCAUGCAUUAGCCCCCACUUCUCACUCCAACACUCCUGCUCCAGACACCAGCGCGGUUUUAAAAGAUCCAGAACAUGCUGCCACCAUCCCCUCUGCUGCUACUGCUGCAAGGGAGGAAGAUGAGGAGAGCCCAAAUCAGCCUGGACUGAAGCAGAAUGUGAGGCCCGGCAGUGAUGAAGAGAAGACAACCACCACCAUAAUUACCACCACCGUCAUCACCACCAUGCAGAGUCCAAUUCCCUGCCAGCUGAACCUGACUGGGCCAGAAGGAUACAUAGAGGCUCCACCACAGACCAGCUCAGCUUUUCACUCCACUAUGGACUGUAGCUACAUCAUCACUGUCUAUAUGGGCUAUGGAGUGGAGGUCCAGGUGAUGAAUGUGAAUCUAUCUGAGGGAGACAAGGUGGUGUUUGAAGACGUGGGCCAUGGGGAGAACACCAUGCUGGCCAAUGAGUCCAUUCUAAUGAGGGGAUUGGUGGUACGAAGCCACAGCAAUCAGAUCUCUAUCCACUUCCACAAUCAGAGGUCUCAGACUGGAUCAGUCCUGCUCAGAUACCAAGCCUUUGUCUUGGGCUGUGUCUUCCCCCAGCGACCUCUCUAUGGUGAUGUAUCAGUGAGCAGUCUCCACUCUGGAGGGGAGGCUUUCUUCUCCUGUCUGACCGGCUACCAGCUGCAAGGCCCCAGCAUGCUGACCUGCCGCAAUGCUAGCACCCCCUACUGGAGUGGCAAGGAACCCCACUGCUUAGCUGCCUGUGGCGGUUUAAUCAGGAACAUCACCGUCGGUCGAAUUGUCUCUCCUGGAUUUCCAAGCAACUACAGCAACAACCUGACCUGCCACUGGAUGCUGGAGGCCCCUGAGGGCCAGAGACUACAUAUUCACUUUGAGAAGGUGGCUCUGGCAGAGGAUGAUGAUCGGUUGCUGAUCAAAAAUGGUAACAGCAUAGAUGCAGCUGCUCUGUAUGAUUCAUAUGAGGUAGAGUAUCUGCCCAAUGAAGGUCUUCUCAGCACGUCCAGGCAUCUCUUCAUUGAGCUGACUACAGAUGCUACAGGCACAUCCACUGGCAUUGCCAUCAGGUACCAAGCCUUUGCAGCAGGCCACUGCUACGAACCCUUUGUGAAGUACGGUAACCUGACCAGUAGCGACAACACUUGGGCAGUGGGAACUGUGGUGGAGUUUGCCUGUGACCCUGGCUACACUCUGGAACAGGGAUCUGUUACCAUUGAAUGCAUGGACCCCAACAAUCCCCAGUGGAACGAGACCGAGCCUGCAUGCAGAGCUGUGUGUAGUGGCGAGAUCACAGACUCAGCUGGAGUGGUGCUGUCUCCUAACUGGCCUGAAGCCUACGAUAAAGGCCAGGACUGUAUCUGGGGAAUCCACGUGGAGGAGGACAAGAGAAUCAUGGUGGACAUUCAAGUGUUGAACAUCGGGAAGAAUGACCUGUUGACCUUCUAUGAUGGAGAUGACCUUACAGCUAAAGUCCUGGGUCAGUACGGAGGAUCAAAGUCCCGAUUUAAGCUCUAUACCUCCACUGCAGACGUCACCAUUCAGUUCCAGUCUGACCCUGCCACCAACGUCUACGGCUAUGGGAACGGCUUUAUAGUCCACUUCUUUGAAGUAGCUCGUAAUGACACCUGCCCUGAGCUUCCAGAGAUCUCUAACGGCUGGAAGAGUACAUCUCAUCCUGAGCUGGUUCAGGGCACUGUGGUGACCUACCAGUGUUACCCUGGUUAUCAGGUGGUGGGCGCCGAGCUGCUCAUGUGCCAGUGGGACCUCACUUGGAGCGGCGACCUACCAAGCUGCGAGAGAGUUCUGUCUUGCCCCGACCCUGGAAAGGUGGAACACAGCAGGCGGGUGCUGUCAGGACCCCAUUUCACUGUGGCUUCAACCAUCCAAUACAUCUGCAACAAGGGCUACAUUCUGUCUGGAAACAGCCUGCUCACCUGCUUCAAUCGAGGGUCCUCAGGCCCCAAGUGGAACCAGAAGCUGCCUAAAUGCCUGCCUGAGAUUUUCGAGCCCUGCAGUCACCCAGGAACACCCACCUAUGGGAUCCCCAGCUCCAACAAGCUCCACUUCCAGCCAGGAGAGACCCUCCACUACUCCUGUAAGACUGGCCACCAGCUGCUGGGGGAGCCUGUUCUCCAUUGUGUCCCUGGACACCCAUCACAGUGGAGUGGGCUGCCACCUGUCUGCAAAGCCCACCCAGCAGAGUAUGAUGAGCAUGGAUUAGAUGUGUCUACUGCAGACCUCAGAAUGGAAGGGGCCCAGGUAGCAUUUGCUGUCUUCAUCCCCAUCAUCCUCCUCAUCAUCCUCAUCAUCGGGAUCUACCUCUACUUGUCAAAGGUUCAGAGGAAACCCCUCUCCCUGUCCUCCAGCUUACCAUAUGAAAAUAUCACCGGAGAAUCUACGUUUGACAACUCAGUUUAUGAGACAACGAACAAUGAGGAAACAAGAGAAUACGAGGUUUCGAUCUGAAGACACCAGUGUGUGUGUGUGUGUGUGUGUAUCAGUAUGGACAGAUAAGGGGCCUGCUGGCCUUUUCAACAUCUGUCAGACUCACACCUUUGGUGAUGCCUCCACCCUGUUCUCUGUACACUUAAUAUGACCCUCCCUUUAUUUACCCAACAGAGGACACCUCACUACCCCUGGAAAGGCUGGGCCACCGGAUUAUUUUUCUAGCUCUUCAACAGUAACAGUCCAGCAGCAGUUUGUACAGUUUUUAAUCCUGUGCUCACAUCCUGAGGACUUUCAGCGGCAAGUGUCAUCUCAGAAAGCAGAGGGAAUCAAUGCGAAGCUAGUGCCAUUAAGUGCAUGUAACCACAGAUGUUACAUUGUGUUAUGUAUAUUAUACACUAUACGUCUCCUUCCACCAUUUUAAAAGCAAUGCUUGAAUUUAUGGGAUAUCUAUUAAGAGUAAAAUCUUACAAUUGAAUGUCACAGCAAAACAACUGCAUUUGCUUUUAUCAGAGUAUGCCUAUGCCCAAAAAUGUUGCUCUUUGAACUGAUGCAACUUUCUGAGAUAAGAAAUCAGAAUGUGCCUUAAAUAAAAGGCCCUGGAAAGAAUAGGCUGUCUUUCUCCCUGAGAGUGAGGUGAGAACAUUGAUAUCAUUCUUGUGUCUGUGUGUCAAGUACAGAGGGGGAUGUGGUUAGCCUAGCUUAGCAUAAAGACUGGAAGCAGUGGGGAACAGCUAGCCUGACAAAGUUCAGAUAUAUACCCACAAACACAUCUUAAGUUUCAGUGGGAAAUUAAAUCAGUGGGAUUUGUAAAUUUAGGGAUGUGACUACUACUUGCACAACAAUAGUUUAUCCAUAUAAGCAUUGUUAACUUUAUACAAAUGAGGGCGACACUUGCCUGGAUGCUCCAUAGUGAUUUAGGAAAACUGACAAAGGAAAAAGUAAUAGUGAUGGAAAAAGGAGGUUGAGCCUUUUUAGCAAUGACUAACUGCUUGGUGAAAAAUCAUGUUAACAGCUAAAGUAUGUCAUAGGUUGCUAAUUUAUACACUGUUUGCUAAUGAAGCUACCAGUGUAGGGCUUGUUACUCUAAAAUUGAAACAAUCACUCUAUACUCAUCACUCUUUUCAAAAGAAAUCUCAUUACUUAUUACACCCUGUUAACAGUAAUUCACUGCACUACUUUUUAUUUCACUUUUCAAUUACACCCCAAAUAACUGGUAGCUAAAUUGCAUAAAUUCAGACUUCUCAUGCCUCUGUGUGAAUAUCAGGGUAAUCGCUGGUAAGUAAAGCUAAAGUCAGGUAGGCUGCAAAUUAUUAUUAUGUUUUUUUUUUUUUCAUCUGGGGGUCUUGGGUUGCCUGUAAACGGUAUUUUCUCAUGGAUCUUCCUGAAAAACAGAGAUUCACUCAUGGAGCAACAUUUCAUUCUCCACAUAUCCAACCACAAGUGUCAUUAGUUCUUUGUAGCUGCAUCUAUCCAUGGUUAAAAUCCAGUUUUGGUUGUUGAGUAACUGUAAGGCUAAAGCUGACCUCCAUCGCCAAGGAGGACUCACCUUUGGUGAGUUGUAUUUCCUGGAGCUUCACAUUGUUGUGCUGUCAGUCACAGUAUGUGUUUCAGACUGGAGGUUUGAGGAUGCGUUUUUUGCAGUGAGUUUUAAUGACACUAUCUGCAGCAAUAGUGUUCUUGUCAUUCCACUCGACAAAAUCAAAAUAUUGGGAUUAUUUCCAGCCACAGAAUGUAAGCUUUUCCAUCUUCCAAACUAGCUUGCUGCUUUGAGGCAUCCGUGCACAGCUGCAUGAUUACAAAAAUGAAAGUGAAAGUGAUUGUUUAAUUUCAAGUCAGUUGUGAUGUGAUAACUUAAGUAACGUUGUAACGAGUUGUUUUGUUUGGGGGUAACUGUAAUAUUAUUACUGAAAUUUUAUUAGCAACUAGUUACACUACUCGUUACUGGAAAAAGUAAUAUUAUUACUAGUAAAGCGUUACUGCCCAACUCAUUAGCUUGCUUGCACUGAAAGGCUCACAGCAAUGAGCAAGAAGUGGCAAAGGCAAUGUUGCAUAAUUGGUUUGCUUUCAGUGGAUCUUCACCGUUAUGGUUGGUAGACAUUUAUUUCCACUUUGAACAGAGCCAGAGUAGCUCUCUCCCCUUACUUCCGGUGUUUAAGCUAAGCUAGGCUAAUCAUGUCCUGACUUAAUAGAGCUAUACUUAAAGGUAUACUCUGCAGGAAACAGUAGCGAAGGUGAAAGCCAACCUCAGAUUGGUGUUUUGCCUUGCUAUAUAUGCAUUUUUCCGGCGCUGUGUCUGCAAUGUUCGUAGCUUCCUCUUUGAUGCCUGCUGCUUAUGGUCUGACACCUGGCCACUGCCUUUUUAUAAAGUCCUGACUUCACCUGAGUGCAAAGAAAUGUCCUAAACACAGCAAAAUAAGAAAAUGCAGGCAGAGGGCAGAUAAAUACACCACACACUUCUAAUGUGUCAUAAGUGAUAAUUGACAGAAAUUACUUUUGUAUAGGUAUAUAGAUUUUGGGGGGGAUCCAUAUACCUUGAACACAUUUACAUGAAAUUGGUCUUAAUCUGCCUAUCUCACUCUCAGAAAGAAAGGGAAUAUUUCUCAGUAUUGAACCAUUUCUUUAAAAAGUAGUGUUAACAUAUAAAUUAAGAUUAUACAGUACAGCAUAAUAUCAAUAACCUUUUUCCCAUAAACAACAUCUGAUUUCCAUGGAGAUCAUUCAGGUUUUCAAUUUAUACUUUAGAAUGACAAUACUGAUUUCAUACAUUGAUAUGUAAUGUGCAGAAUCAAAGACUUUUUGAUUUCUUUGGAUUGGGUUUACCAUUAUCUUCGUUACUUUGUCACGUUACAAAUUGAGUUGAAAUGAAGCGAAAAUGUGCACCAAGGUAAGCUUUUUCUUUCAUAUUGCCAUCCCCUGUUUGGAGAUUGGUUCUAAAUUUAGACUAUUACUGUUGUUCAAACAUACAGUAUAAUAAUAUUGUCAUUUAAUAAUAUGUAUCCAUGCAAACUGGUGUGAUGACAAUGAUAAUAAUGAACCUAUUUUUGAUUCAUUGUACAUAAAGUGCUGAUUAAGCUACUUCACAAACAUCUUCAAUAAAAGUUGUUGUUCAGAAAAUAA